Lemur catta (Ring-tailed lemur) is the source of this 2086-nucleotide messenger RNA. RefSeq names its product N-terminal Xaa-Pro-Lys N-methyltransferase 2 (gene NTMT2). The record is from RefSeq and is a predicted model, not a curated record. Gene Ontology annotation, molecular function: N-terminal protein N-methyltransferase activity. NCBI's taxonomy places the organism in Eukaryota, Metazoa, Chordata, Mammalia, Primates, Lemuridae. Gene Ontology annotation, cellular component: cytoplasm. The transcript is spliced from 4 exons. Bases 147 to 998 code for a protein of 283 amino acids. Gene Ontology annotation, biological process: N-terminal protein amino acid methylation.
CCAAUGACGGCCUGUCUUGAUAUAGAUGGACAGGGGACUGGUUUAAAAUGACAGUCUCAAGUUCAUUUAGGAAGAGAAGGCUAAUUCAAAGAAACAGCCAGGCAAGCUUCCUUUCUCUGUAGGAAUAAUUACUAUCCCUCUUCACCAUGGCCCACUUGGGAGCCCAUUUCGCCUUUAGAUCCCGCUGGCAGAAGACCGACGAUGAACUCUGUCGACAUAGCAUGUCCUUUAUCCUUCACAGAGCCAUUCGCAAUGACUUCUUUCAGAGCUAUCUCUACCUGCUGGAAAAAAUUCCCCUGGUGAAAUUGUAUGCUUUAACAAGCCAAGUCAUCAAUGGCGAGAUGCAGUUCUAUGCCAGAGCUAAGCUUUUCUAUCAAGAAGUACCAGCCACAGAAGAGGGUAUGAUGGGAAAUUUCAUUGAACUGUCCAGCCCAGAUAUCCAGGCCUCUCGGGAAUUUCUCAAGAAAUUUGUUGGGGGCUCCGGGAGAGCUGGAACUGACUGUGCCUUGGACUGCGGCUCUGGGAUAGGAAGGGUGAGCAAGCAUGUCUUGUUGCCGGUUUUCAACAGCGUGGAACUCGUGGACAUGAUGGAAUCUUUCCUCCUUGAAGCCCAGAACUACCUGCAGGUGGCAGGGGACAAAGUAGAGAGCUACCACUGCUACAGCCUGCAGGAAUUCACACCCCCCUUCGGGAGAUAUGAUGUCAUCUGGAUUCAGUGGGUCUCCGGGUACCUGACCGAUAAGGACCUUCUUGCAUUUCUUUCCCGGUGCCGAGAUGGUUUGAAAGAAAACGGCGUCAUCAUACUGAAGGACAAUGUGGCCCGGGAGGGCUGUGUCUUCGAUCUCUCUGACAGCAGUGUGACUCGGGACAUGGACAUCCUCCGAAGCCUCAUUAGGAAGAGUGGGCUGGUGGUGCUGGGCCAGGAGAAGCAAGAGGGCUUUCCAGAGCAGUGCAUGCCAGUGUGGAUGUUCGCACUGCACAGCGAUGGGCACUCCUGAAAAGCAGUGGCAAUGACUGGACUGGACAGCUUUGGGAUCUGGCGCUCUCCCUCCAGGUGCCCCUUGUAAUGCAGAUGAGAAGGGAUAUAAUGCAUGUCUGCAAAUGACUGAUGAUAUAGUAUGGAUGAGUUGUCACUAAUGACGUAAUGCACACACUCGAGUGAGACAUGCACAUGCUCUGGAUUUCCUGAAAAAAGAUGGCAUAAAAGAUCAGGAAAGUGCUUUAAGAAACUAAUAUAUUCCUAAACUAUACAAGUGUGCAUGAAAAUGGAAGACAUAAAAGAUAGCUGGCCUGUAUCCAUAUUUUUAAAAAUUGUCUUUCUGAAUAUCCUAGGCAAAAAUGUUUUUUUACCACAGGAUGAAAUUGGCAUUCUCUGAAGCAAGUACAAUAAAUCAUUUAGCUUUUAGAGAGGUUCAGAUAAAGCAUCUGUUUACUAAAAAAAAGAAGAAGAAAGAAAGAAAAAAGGAAAAGAAAACAAUGGCCACAAAUUCUAAACUUUCCCUGGUCUCUGACAACUGGUGUCAUGGGGUAGCCCAGGGUGUGUGGGAGAAAAUCUAGACUCCUUUCCCUGUCCUCAUGUCAGCUACAUUAUACUUCCUUCCUCUUUGGUACUACAACUUCUCUUGAACAAACAUCUCCCCCUAAUUAAGAGGGCACUAGUCAAAAUAAUCUUAUGAAAACAAGACCAUUAUUUAAUUUUGUCUUUAGCCUUUCUCUUGGCAGAAAAAGUGUAUGGUUUCACUUUCUAUUUUGGGUCAGUUUCACUACCCAAUGAUGUAAUAUGGAUGUAAUUUGAUAACAGAAGUCUGCAUUACAAUGAUGGAGAAGUGUCUCCUUUCAGGAGAAAAUGUUGUACCCCGAAAUUUCAACCUUGAACAUAUAAGUAAAUGUCAUUGAUAAUCUAAGUUUAGCCAUUGGCUUCCAACACUGCUUGCUUCAUUGCAGCUGCCCCUGAUGCCUUGAUUGAAAUGAAUGUACAUUGGAAAGAGAAGCAGCUAUGGAAAUGGACGAGGAAAUGAUAAACCUGAAAACUGAACUAGCUGGAUUAAUAUAAGGCAUUGUUUUAAUUAAAAAUAAUCUAAAAUCA